GUCAGGAAACUCUAGCGGCAGCUGGCGUCUGCGCAGAACUACGCCUCCCAUCGAGCAACGCGCCAACUAUUGUUGUGGACGAGAUUCCACCGGUCCCUGGGUGACAGGGCAGUGAUGGAGGCCGGUAAGUGCCCUGCUUGCACUGGGUGUCGGGGAUUACGCCAAGGGUGGCUCACGGAAACUUGGCAGCUAUAGAUUGCGAGCUCUUCAGACCCAGGAAAUGCCUAUUAGUUGCGGGUUCUUGUGUGUCAGUGUUUUGUUACGCUGUUUGCUUUUCCUUGUUUGUGCUGAGCUGGGAUUCAUCGUCUAGACUGGCAAAGCAUCAUGGGAGUUGUAGUUCCACAAUAACAGGGAGAGGGGUUCUCUCCCUGAUCAAAUGUUUACUUGUUCCAGGGGCAGGGGGGGGGGGGGGUCAGAUGGUUUUUUUUGUUUGUUGUUUUUUAGGGGGGGAAGGGGUUACUGAAGUAUAUGAAGUUUGAGCCUGUAAUAUGUCAGUAAUAAAUAUAUACAGGGGUAUUCUCCAAAAUGUAAAUUGUGGGGAAUUUAGAAAAAAAAAUUGAAACAUUGUUGAGUCAUCUACUUCUAAAUGAAGUGUUCUGAGUGCUAUGUUUCUGUCUGUUUCGCCCAAAAACUAAAAACAUUGCCGUUUUUGCAGGAAGAGCUGUGUUGUCAUUCAGGUUUAACACAUUUUUAGACAUCCACUAGUCACGCUUCCACGGAUAAAACAGAGUUACAUUCAGUUAUAGCUUUAAUGACUCUCAUUGAUUGGCGCAGCGCUUCUUUUCCUGCACAUGCACACUAGCCUUCCCGUACGCCUUAUAGGGGAGCACUGGAUUGGCCGAGCUCAUCAGUCUUGGUGAUUUCAGCCAAGUAGGCGGAGUGGACGUACAGAAACCAGCGUGCUGCAUGAUGUACCUACAUAAGUAGGGGAACACUAUAGCAUUAGGAAUUCAUGUUUGUAUACCUAACACUAUAGUUUUCCUUUAAAGGACCACUAUAGUGCCAGGAAAACAUACUCGUUUUCCUGGCUCUAUAGGGUCUCUAGGUUCCCUCCACCCUCAGGGCCCCCCUCCCGCUGGGCUCUAGGGGGUGGAAGGGGUUAAAUUUACCUCUUUUUCCAGCCCUAGGCGGGGGACUCUACUCCUCCUUCUCGUCGUCAUUGGCAGAACGCGCAUGCACAGCAUUCUCAAUGCUUUCCUAUGGACGUUGGCGUCUUCUCACUGUGAAAAUCAGUGAGAAACGCUGAAGCACCUCUAGCGGCUGUCAGUGAGACAGCCCCUAGAGGCUGGAUUAACCCUAUUAGCUAUGUUUAUAGAAGAAAGGGUUAAUCCUAGCUGGACCUGGCUCCCAGACCACUUUAUUAGGCUGAAGUGGUCUGGGUGCCUAUAGUGGUCCUUUAAUUCUGUUUGUUUGUUUUUUGUUUUUUUUACCUGAAAUUUACUUUGUAUUCUUCAUAUUUCACACUUUAGUAAAUGACCUUGCCUUAGAUAUAAAGUGUAUGUCAUCUAAUGCAGAAUGGGUAACUGUAAAAAAAACAAAAAAAAUCCUGGAAACUUUAUGGCAGAGCUUUUAAAGUGGCCCUUUAGCUUCUGAGUAUUUCAUAAAUCUAACAUUUUCAAAUACUCAUUAUUAUUAUUAUUAUUAUUAUUGCCAUUUAUAUAGCGCCAACAGAUUCGGUAGCGCAUUACAAUAUUAUGAGAGGACAAUUUAACUAUAAAUAGGACAAUUACAAAAAACUUACGGGAACAAUAGGUUGAAGAGGACCCUGCUCAAUUGAGCUUACAUUCUAUAGGAGGUGGGGUGUAAAACACAUUAGGACAGAAAUUUGCAGUCAAAUAAGGUGGGCUGCCCUUUAGGAGAGAGCAAGAGACAGGUAUGUGAGGUAGAGGUUAGUCUUGGAGGCCAUAAGCUUUCCUAAAGAGAUGGGCUUUAAGGCACUUCUUAAAAGAUGCAAGACUAGGGGAGAGUCUGAUGGUGGUAGGCAGGCUGUUCCAUAGGAAGGGAGGUGGUCACGGGCAGAGCGGAGAGACCGAGAAGGGACAUACCUAUGGAUCUGUGGGGAGAUAUGAGGAGCUAGAGUUGUUCAGUGCUUUAUAGGUGUGAAUUAGUACCUUGAAUUGACUCCUAUAGCAUACAGGAAGCCAAAGUAAGGACUGGCAGAGGGGUGAGGUGUGAGAGGACCGACUAGAGAGGAAAAUCAGUCUGGCAGCAGCGUUCAUUAUGGACUGUAGCGGUGCAGUGCGGCUUUUGGGCAGACCAAUCAGGAGAGGGUUACAAUAAUCCAUGCGGGAAAUUACUAGAGCAUGGACAAGCUCCUUGGUAGUAUCUGGUGCGAGAAAGGGGCGGAUGCGGGCUAUAUUUUUAAGAUGGAAUCUACAGGAUUUGGCAAUAUGCUGGAUGUGAGGCUCAAAGGUGAGGCCAGAAUCAAGUAUGGCGCCAAGACAGCGCGCUUGCAAGGAUGGACUGAUGUGGGUACCACAAACUUGAAGGGAGAGCGAAAGAGGAGGAUCAGUAUUAGGAGGAGGGAAGACAAGGAGCUCAGUUUUAGAGAGAUUGAGUUUCAGAAAGCGGGAGGACAUCCAGUCAGAGAUGGAAGAAAGGCAAUCAGUGACACGUUGCAGGACGGCAGGGGAGAGGUCCGGGGAGGAGAGAUAUAACUGGGUGUUGUCAGCGUACAGGUGGUAGUGGAAUCCAAAAGAGGUCAUAAGUUUGCCAAGAGAGGCAGUAUAAAGCGAAAAUAGAAGGGGACCAAGGACAGAGCCUUGGGGGACUCCAGCCGAGACAGGACAAGGGGAGGAGGUACCAGUAGAAAAGGAGACACUGAAUGAGCGUUGGGAGAGAUAAGAGGAAAACCACGAGAGGACAGAGACUGAGUGAUUGGAGAGUUUGAAGAAGGAGAGCAUGAUCAAUAGUGUCAAAGGCCGCAGAGAAUUCAAGAAGAAUUAGUAUGGAGUAGUGGCCUUUGGAUUUAGCUGCGAUUAGGUCGUUAGUAACUUUGAUAAGCGCGGCCUCAGUAGAGUGGAGAGGGCGGAAACCAGAUUGAAGAGGGUCAAGGAGAGAGUUUGAAUUGAGGAAAUGAGACACGCGGGUAAAGACAAGUCUUUCCAGAAGCUUUGAGGAAAAAGGGAGCAGGGAUAUGGGACGAUAGUUAGAGGGGGUGGACGGGUCGAGGGGUGUUUUUUUUUUUAUUUUUUAUUUUUUUUUAGUAAAAGUACUACAGUUGCAUGUUUAAGAUCAGCAGGGACAAUGCCAGAAGAAAGAGAGCAGUUGAAGAUGUGCGUUAAGGAAGGCACGAGACAAGUGGAGAGAGAUCUGAUAAGGUGAGAUCGGACAGGAGGCGAAAAGGAAAAGAGAAGAGCAGCCACCUCUUGGUCAGUAGCCUGGGAGAAUGUCUGAAGGGUAGGAAAGGCAUGAUCUAUGUGUGGUUGAGAAACAGAAUGGCAAGGAGGGGAGAGUUCUUUCCUUAGCUCUUCAAUCUUGUCAGUAGUAAGGUUAGUUUGGGGGGUGGCCACAGCAGGGCGAAGAAGAGAAUUAAAGGUGUCAAAGAGAUGCCUCUGAUUGCAUUGGAAUUUUAUUGAAAUUUGCUUCCUCCAUCAACCUUUGUCAAUUCUAAGCAGUUAAAGAUAACUGUGAGAAAAUAAUAAUUCUUCACGUGCAUUUGUGAGAGUGCUUGGGAUGUUGUGGAAUCUUGUUUGGAUCUCUAUAUUGGUCUCCCGCAUAUGUACAAAUGUACUUCAGUGACGCGGAAUCCUAAUGGAUGAAGUAUGAAAAGUUGAAGACAAAUCCCCAACAGAAAAAUGAUGAUGCCAGCAGAGUGCUUCAGGUGAGUACAGUAUAUCUCCCAUUUGCAUGUUCCUAUGGGAUGGCACACAGUAAGUGGAGAUGUCACGCAAAGACACCAAAAGUGACAGCAUCACUUUAAUUGCUAAUCUGUUUUUACAAAUUAGAUAUUUUCAAACUUUUUUUUGUUUGUUUUGUUUUAUAGCGGAAAGCUAAGGUAAUAGAAAAUAAUACUAUACACGAUUAAAAGAAUACUUGAAGCACCAUAACCACUACAGUCCAGUAUAGUGGUUAGUAUACCAGGAGCGACCUUUGCAUCCUCACAGAGUAAUUUGAUAUGCUGUUUUAAAACAGUUUAACAACUUAACUGUGCCUGCGCCAUAUCUGUCUUCUCCUUCAAAAGAAUCAUUUAGCGUUAUAAAUUCUUUAUUAGGACAAAUGUCUUUUUAUUUUUACAUAGUGUUUAUCUACAUAUAUCUUAUGUAAACAAACAAACUACUGCACCUGACACUGUUUCUUCAGACCUUCUAACCUGGGACCACCCUAACUUAAAGGAACAAUGUAGCGACUUCGUGUUCUUGAAGUUGUUAUACUUCCUUAAAUAUGUGCCCUUUGUCCUCUUUCCCUCUCUUAUUUUAGGGUCAAAGUGUGGCUCCUUGCCAGGCCCCCAAGCCUUUUGGUUCAGAGAGCCAGGAAUGACACUUCCUGGUUGUCAUACUGACUCUUAUAAGAUGCCAUGCGUUCUCAUAGUUCUAGCCACAAAGGACUGCUGUCAGUGCUGGAAUUAGUACAUUUUUUUUAAAGUAAGGGAGGCGCAAUAAAUAUAUAAGCAAUCUAUUUUACAUAGAGGAAUUAGAAAAAGAAAAGUUUAUAUAUUCAUUGCAGUGUUCCUUUUAUAUUUUUAACCAGCUGCCCAAAUAUUUAAUAUAAUCAACAUGGUUGGAGAGUCUUGUAAUUUUCCUUUUCAUUUUACGGUUUGUAAAUAAUCUCUACCUACUGUUAUGUCGGGAUCGGCUAGCUAAAAAUAGUAAUUUUAGAGGUCCCCAAAUGCAAGCGAUUGCUGUGGCCUAUGGUGUUAUGGACAGCAGGAGUGCAUGCCAGGAUCAACUCUCAGCUAGGUGUUGCUGGCUGCACUACGUGUUGGGAGUGGUUAUGGUGCCUACAGUGUUCUUUUAAUCAGUACAUUGCAUUAUGAGUUUCCCAACACAAAUCGUGCACAUGAUUUGUUGAUGACAGGUUAAAGGGACACUGUAGGCACCCAAACCACUUCAGCUCAUUGAAGUGGUGUGGGUGCUUUGUCCUGUUUGAACCUAGUGCUGCAAUGUAAAACAUUGCAGCACUAAGUCUGCCCUCAGUGGCUGUCUACCAGACAGCCACUAGAGGGCUUCUGGAAUCGUAACGGACUUUUGGUCCGUUAUCUGACGCUGGACGUCCUCCCGCUCUGCAUGAGGACCUCCAGCGUCAGAUUUUACCCCAUAGGAAAGCAUUGAUUUAAUGCUUUCCUAUGGGGAAGUCUAAUGCGCUCACAGUGUUUGCUGCGUAUGCGCAUUAGACCCUGCCCAUCGCAGGACGGAGGAGGGGACAGAGCUUCGACCCAGCACUGAGGGACAUCGGCGCUGGGAUAAGGUAAGUAAAUUAAAGGUUUGUAACCCUUUAUUUACCGGGGGAGGGGGCGUGAGGGAAGGGGGAGGCAGAGGGAUAGGUAGUGCCAGGAAUAUAUCUUUGUAUUCCUGGUACUACAGUAUCCCUUUAACUGUAAGAGGUUAAUGGAUCACCAAAGGCUAGACAUGCGAGCUGUUUCAGAUCCACACAGUUUUGAAAAGUAAGGAGUUUUCCAGCUUCAUGUUAUCAAGUCUAGUCAAGCAAGAUGAUUAGUGUCUCUGAAACCUCCUCUUAGACCAAGGAAUGACAAGCUCCACAAUAAAUAUGCAAUUAUGUGCAGCUAAUUUUAGAACGCAAGAGCAUGACUUUGUAUCAGUUUCAUUUACAACAGUAAGGACUCUGGAGUUUCAUUGCCUGUAGCUUGAUUUGGUUUAGUGAAGGCCUGAGUCAUGUUGCCAUUUAAUCUGCUAUGAUAGUAAACCGAUCGUGGCAAGUAACGUGCAUUACGCUAGGAAGCCACAGCAGCAGUUCUUAAAAAGAAAAACAAGUUAAGACGCGGCCCAAUUCCCAUGUUGCUUAUCCACCCUUAAAGAAAAUAUUGAGCUCCAUAACCACUACAGGGUUUAAACGGUUUAUGAAUAAUUUUACAUUUCACUGGCUCUUGUUGGGCUUCCACCGUAGUGGCAUACAAAAAGUGAUCCACGUGCUGUGUGUCUUUGGGGCUUAAAGUAUAAUUUUAAAGUUGCUUAGAAUCAUGAGUUACGAUCCACAGCAUCUUGAAGCCUUGUGCAACAACACUUAAACACACAACCUUUACCGGUCACCUAACAGUAAUUUUGCUAGGUCUCUUAAUUGUAAGUGGAGUGGUAUUAAUGUUGCAUUCUUAUGAAUGGUGGACAUUUCAAUUUUGCUUUAUUUAAAGCAUCUAUGCACCAUAACCACUGCAGUGUGUAGUCUGUCCUGGCACUGCAUUACUGGUAAGUAUAAUGACUAUUUUUUCCUUAUUAUUUUCAAAGGAGGGGAUUCAUAAUCUAAACCAGGGGUCCUCAAACUCCGGUCCCCCCAAAUGUUGCUGAACUACACUCCCAUGAUUCUUUGAAUUACAUAGAUAGCCAGAGAAUCAUGGGAGUUAUAGUUCAGCAACAUCUGGGGGGCCGGAGUUUGAGGACCCCUGAUCUAAACCUACUAAACAACACAUACGAUGUUAAAAGAAAUAAACAAAACUAUAUAUUUUUAACGUUGGUGUGUUUCUUUAAAUUUUCUUACAUACUGCUUUAUUAUUAUUAUUAUUAUUAUUAUUGCUUAUGCCACUGCAGCGGUUAACGCAUUUGCGUGUUUUGUUUGGUGUGCCUAGCAAAGGAUAUAAAUUAAAAUAAAAAAAUCUCUUUUUUAAUUUUUUUAAAUUAGUUUAACAAGUAGCUAAAUUUCAGUUAGCUGUUUAAAACUACUCCUAUAAGCGAAUGGAACAUAUUGCUUUGCUUGGAUUUUAAUUAGCAGCAGUGAUCAUGAGUUUCUGAGUUAGGGACAUCUGACCUGCUUUCUAAUCAGGGUAUCUCACUUCCGCUUACUGAUUCUUGUGUAACAAUGCUAGGCUGCAAUUUUAUUUAUUUAUUUUUGCCCAUAGAAAUUGGACAUGUAAGGAAAAGCUCUAACAUUUUUUAUAUAUUAGAUCUGUUCUUUUUUUGGUGACUAUGGGCCCUCCUUUUUUAAAUAGUAAAUAAAUAAUAAUAUAUAUAUAUAUAUACUUGUAAUCCAGUGCUGGGAAAGUCUCAUCUCUGCAGUCUGAUCUACCCAAAGUGAAACCAUAAAUUAUGAUGACUUCAGGUCCAAUCCAAUGUUUCUCAUAGCAGAAUUGUAGACUUAUGGCACAUGCAUGGCAAUCACCACGAUCUGCCAGUCCACUGCUUCUCAUAGAAUUCACUGCUGAAUCCAGAAUUUCUAUGAAAACUAUUAGCUGCAUUUGGCACCAUCUUGCUGUGCGUGAUUACACUGAACGUGAAGUCUUUAGAAAAUUAAAGGUCUUAAAAGAGGAAGCACGUCCAGUGACUGUCUAACAGCCAUGAGAGUUGUGUUUUUUUUGCCAAAUGAAAACAUUGCCUUUUCUUAGAAAUGGAAAUGUUUUACAGAGAUAAAGGUAAGUGACUUUGUGCCAAAACCACUUCUUUAUGAUGUCUGAAUUAUUUAUUUUUGAGCCUGUUACAAACUUGUCCAGAUUCCUGGAGUAUACUUUUAAAUCACUGAAUUAACAUAUUAUACUUGGUGAUUUUUGUUUGUUUUAAUUUUUACCGGUCAGAGUUGGAAAUAUUGGUAAUCCAUACUAAUAAUAAAGUAAGAUAACAUUCUAUUUAAGCACUGUUGUGUGUCAAGAACAGGAAAGUGGUUUGUCUCAUUGAGAUGAGAUAGUUAUUUAAUCUACUGGGAGUUGUGGAGAGUUGACAAGAUGAAUUCAAUUAUUAGGCCAAAGUCAUUGAUUUGGAAGAAAGUCAAACUGCUAUUUCUCCCGCUUUGCUGUGUUGGUUUUACAAUUUGCAGUGGCUCAUUCUCCUGUAUUCUCUUAUUUCAGCUUUAUUAAAGUAUGAAUAUCAAGCUGCCUUUCCUGACUGCCUAGAUCUGGAGGAACUGCCUGAUACAGAUGAGCCAGUUUUCAUUCUAGGAAAGCAAUAUGACAUUAAAACAGGUUUGUUUUCUCAAUGCAGACGUAACACGGAUAUAGGAAGUUGAAACAGGCAAAUUGUGCUUGGCUGGGGAUAAUGGGAGUUGCAUUAAAUUGCUGUUGGGAAGUUAUUCCUGUAAUACUUGACAAAUACAAAAUUGCUUGCUUUUCUCCUGUAGCACCAGAUGGGGGGAAGGCUAGUAGUGGAAGGAAGGGGAAGAGAACGAGAGGGCUCUUGUUAAAUUAUUUUGGUUACUUUAUCCAUUUGCAUCACUACUCACAAAGGUAAGAUAUGAUGGAUGAAGCAGAGCGUUUUUCUAACUUUAAAAUGAAGUCACCUGUAUGCAUAAAACGCUUGCCGCAUUAGAAGACUUUCUGUGAAGUGUCCUUGUACCAAUGAAGUCCAAUAAACAGGGUUAGUUUUUUUUUGUUUUUUUUUUCUCUCAUUCCUGUGUCAUUUGAACCCAUCCUUUGUGAUGGAUUGCUGAGCGAAUUAACUGAACUGGGGCUUGUCCUGUCCUACUAUAUUUAUUUCAUCCUACUUGAAUGCUAUGGUGAGAAGCAACUAAGCUUGUAAUGACUUCUGGUAUGACAUCCACAACAUGGUGCAAUUAUAUUUAUAUACAUGUUUGUGGAUAUCCCUUACUGAUUGCUAGUUUACAGCCAAGACUUGUUACAAACAGCUGCACUAUUUUCUGUUUUGAACACAGCACAGGGGGAAGGGAUACACAGCAGUUAAAGCUUCCUAAAUAAACAUUAGAAUGUGCUGAGGUAGCCAACGGCUUAUAUGUACACAGAAUGAUAAACUUUGUAUUCUGGUCUAAUCAAAACUAUUCUAUGAUUACGGUAAGGAAAAGAUAUUGCACAAACGUAAUCUCCUAUUUCAGUGUUUCAGGCUCAGACUACCUUCUGAUCUGCACGUUUUAGUGCAUCUCCAUUUUAAUUCCUUAGCCAUAGGUGUCUUAUCACCGUUAUUUAAUUUUAAGGAAUUAUAUCCUAGAAUUUUAUUGCUAAAUAUCAUGGCAGGUUUUCUCUCCUCAAUCACUCCACAUAACAUUUAUACUCAUUUAACUAUUGGCCAAUAUCAUUGCUCCCAGUAUUGUCAGAAAUCUUAGAAAAAUGCGUCCAUACGCAACUAUGUGAGUAUUACCAACAAUCAAAUUAUCUGACCCCUGAUCAAUUAGGCUUUCGCCCGAAUCACUCAACUACAACUGCCCUCUUAAAAGUUUGCAAUGACAUCCAAACUGGCAUGGAACAAGGAUACCUAACUGGAGCUGUUUUCCUUGAAUUUGCAAAGGCCUUUGACACAGUAGACCACGACAUUCUACUGGACAAACUAAAAAACUCAGGUAUUGGUGAUCGUCCCCUAACCUGGUUUCCAUCAUAUGUAUCGGAUCGAUCACAAUAUGUGUCCAUUUCCAACAGCGACUCCCUCUCUCUCCCAGUCACGUGUGGUGUUCCCCAAGGUUCCAUUCUCGGGCCCCUACUAUUCACAUUAUUUAUAAAUGAUCUGCCUAAUGUCUGAAAAUCCUCAGCUGUACACAUGUACGCAGACCACACAGUAAUCUAUACAAGCAAAUCCGAUGUACCGCAGCUUGAGGCUGUGCUCCAAGACCAGAGGAAAAGUGGAUCACAAAAACAAACUCUUCCUAAACAAUGACAAAACUGUCACAAUGCGCUUUGCAACAGUACCUAAAUUACACAAAAUUCCCAUAUAUACAUCAAAGCAAAAUCAAAUAGUACACUGACCGCAGUCUACUCUUUCUAAUACUUGGGUAUGUUGUUAGACCCCAAUCUGUCUUUUGGCGUCUAAAUAGAAAAACUUGCAUCAAAACUUUAUCUAACUAGGUGCCCUGUACAGAAACAAAUCCUGCCUAAGCCCUAAAGUAAAGGAAAAUAUUGUAAAGCAAAUGCUGAUGCCAAUCAUUGAUUAUGGGGAUGUAGUAUAUGCACCUGCACCGCAAACCCACCUAAAUAAGCUUAAAGGACCACUAUAGGCACCCAGACCACUUCAGUUUAAUGAAGUGGUCAGGGUGCCAGGUCCACCUAGGGUUAACCCUUUUUUUUUUUUAUAAACAUAGAACCUCUCUUAAACCCUCCUACUUAUUCAUUUUCUUCAUUAUCAGCUUCCCCCUCUCAAACUUUCUUCCUUCUCCCCUUUUUCAGCCCUCCUCCUGCUCUUUACUAUUGCUGCCUGCCAAAGCAUGGCACAGUGGCAAACACACAUACACACAGACAGCUAUGUCAGACACACACACACACACAGACAAAUCAAGUCACAUCUAUACUCAAUAGCACACAGUGCAAUAAUAUUACAGGAUCUGUAAUGUAUGCCCAUGAAAGCACAAAAAGAAUACAGUGCGAUCUAAACCUGUUUUUUAGUCUUCCCUUUAUGUUCAGGAACUGUGUUCCUGAUCCUCAUCUCUCUUCUUGUCUACUCCUGACCACAAAUUCUUCUUCUUCUCUUCUUGUUUGUGCUCCAAAGCACUCUUCUCCAUGGACCACUGACACAAAAUGGCGGCACAUCCAGAAAAAAGUUCAUAAAGCGAGAGUUCAUAAAGUCAGAAAUGCCUGUGUAUAUAUCUAUAUCUGUCUUCACUCCCACCUUAUUUGAUUGCUAUUUCCUGUCCUAAUGUGUUUUCUACCCCACCUCAUAAAGACUGUAAGCUCGUUUGAGCAGGGUCCUCUUCAACCUAUCGUUCCUGUAAGUUUUCUUGUAAUUGUCCUAUUUAUAGUUAAAUCCCCCCCCCCCCUCAUAAUAUUAUAAAGCGCUAUGGAAUCUGUGGGCGUUAUAUAAAUGGCGAUAAUGAUAAUAUCUCAAUGUGCUCUCUUAUAGAUCAACUAAUGUAUUUAUACAUACAAGUAGUGUUCUUUCAGAGGGCGCAUGUGAUUCAAACAUUUUAUCAUUAGGGCAGUCUGCUUGGUUAGGCAUACAUUCACAGGCAUCGCUACUGAUUUCUUUUAAAAAUUAGAUAAAAAUGUCAUUUCUAUAAUGACUGUUCUGUCUGCCUUUACAGAGAAAUGUAACCUGUUAUGUGAUAUAUCUUCCCGUCUGUGGUUCACAUACAGAAAGAAAUUCUCUCCUAUCGGUAAGUAUUGAGUUGAACUGUCUGAUACCCUGUCAUUUCUCUGUUUUAUUAUCACUCUGUUUAUAGAGUUGUCUUGCACACUGAUGCUCUGUGUAAGUUAAGUAACUUCUCAGAUACAAAGAUUUAUAAGACAGUUGGGAAUAGCAACAAAACCUGGGCCAUUUUGUUUGCUUGAAUGAAUGAAUUACAGUUGUCAUUGCACUUUGCCAAUUAUUUAUAUAUUGCUUUAUAUAGUAUAUCUGCUUAUUGCUUUCUUUGAUUUUUGACUGUAUUUCCCAAGAAGUGUCUGCCUUACUGUGAAUGUUUGUAUCACAAUAGCGGUUUCCAUAAAGGCACUUUCAAGCAAGCCCCAUUAAACCUUAUGUUUCCUGCAUAGAUUUUGAUGCAAGAUUGUCCCCUGCCUUGGCCCUCUUUCUUCAAUUUUGUUAUAACUGUGGCAAUUUGCAACUGAUGCAUUUUGCAGUUGUUACAAAUAUAAGCUCUCGCUCAUGUUGCACAAGUUACAUUUCCCCCUGCACAUGACAUAACAUCCCUACCUCCUCUAACUUGCUAUUUCAUAUUGUUAUUACACCAGUUAGAGCAAUAGAAGACCUGCAUGGCAUUCAGAUACCUGUGAGCACAUGCCAUAAAAUGUAUAGCUUAGAUCUGUGACAUUUUAAAAUCCAGUUGGGGUUUUAUGAAUAUAGAGUUCAGCACUGACAACAGUUUCAUUCAUGAAAUACCUGUAUGAAACUGACAGCCAAGCUGAUAAAUACUGCAGCUUCCUUCUAAUGAAUAGAUUUAAAAUUAUUGCGCUAUCAGUAAGCUAUGAGAUGAAAGUAAUUUAAUCUGUCAGCUGGGUAAAAAGUUAAUCUCCUGCCAUUCCUGUGCUUCAUCUCAUGAAUCCCUGCUGGACAAACGUUUAUGGAACACAUUUCGCUUUCCAUUGAACAUAACGAGCUAGCCAGGAUUGAUUGAAAUAAUUUCAUAUGAUUACUGAUCUAGACAGUGCUCACUUCAGCAGUUGCAAAGGAAUCGCAGCAAACACAUGACCUUGUCAGAUGGUUAUCCCUCUCUUUUUUUUUUUUUUUUUAUGUUUUUAUUUAGUUAUUAUCAUUUAUCUAUAUAAUUAUCAUUUAUCUAUAUAAAGCUAUAAAAAAAAGGAAGUCAUCUUCUAUUUGCAGUGUUCCUUUUAGGGACCAGUCGGUAUAUUGAUUUUUGAGAGCUGAUAGAUGAUACCUUACUGAUAUUCUGUACAUUUAACAAUCCCCCCCCAGUCUUAUUUCCCUCUGUGGCGAAACCGGCCUCGCCACGUGUUCUUGGAGGGAGCUGCUUGCCCGCCUCUUGCCUUUGGACUAUGGACCAGACUUUAUGUGAAUGUGUUAACCCAGAUAGCUAUGCCAUGGAGCCCAUUCGUGUAGAAAAGCCAUGUGAAACUCGCGGGCCGCAUGUGGCCCACAACUAAUAUUAUGCGGCCCACGGUGAGGGAGCGCUAAAUGUUGGCUCUCCUCGCAGUGAUGCCAGGAGCCGGAAUAUGACGUCACUCCGGCUGCCGGCAUCAGCGCUCCCUCACUUCCUGUCCGCCUGCCUGCCCGCCCAGCAGCCCCACUAGACCCCAGGUUAGAAACCAACUCAGUCUGCGUGUGUGUAUGGCUGUCUGUAUGUAUGGCUGUAUGUGUGUAUAGAUUUAUGGCUGUAUGUGUAUGGCUGUCUGUGUGUAUAGAUUUAUGGCUGUGUAUGUAUAUGGCUGUUUGUGUAUGUGUAUGGCUGUCUGUGUGUGGCUGUCUGUGUGUAUGUGUGGGUCUGUCUGGCUGCGUGUAUGUGUGUGCUGUCUGACUGCGUGUGUGUCUGUCUGACUGCGUGUGUGUGUCUGGCUGCGUGUAUGUGUGUGUCUGAUUGGCUGCGUAUAUGUGUGUGUUUGUCUGGCUGCGUAUAUGUGUGUGUUUGUCUGGCUGCGUGUAUGUGUGUGUCUGUCUGGCUGCGUGUAUGUGUGUGUCUGGUUGGCUGCGUGUCUUGCUGUGUGUAUGGCUGGCUGCGUGUGCCUGUCUGUCAGUGAAUGUGUGUGUCAGAGUGAUUCUGUGUGUGUGGGGGGAGGGAGGGGAGGAAGGGGGUUCAAGGAGUAACGGAGGAUCCGCUUUUUUAAGGUGCGGAUGGGGCCACUAGGAGUAUGCCAGAGGCUGCUCUCUGGACACUGCUUGUUGGCUGUUUUUUUUUAUUUUUAUUAUUAUUAUUUAUUUUAUUUUUAAACAGAGGCAGGAGUUUAGUAGACGGGGGGACUGGGAUAUAGUAGAUGAGGGGGGGAUAGGAUUUUGUAGACUAGGGUAGGAUUGAGAUUUAGUAGACGAGGGGGAGGGCUGGAGUUUAGUAGACAAGGUGAAAAUUUAUGUUUGUUUUUUUGCGGCUCACAUCCACUUAAACUUUGUUUAUUUGGCCAUUGCUAGCCUUUGAAUUUGACAUGCUUGGUGUAGGACAUGUGUCUAUGCUUUUGAUGCAGAUUCAGUUCUCCCUACGCUGUAUACAUUUAAUUAAACUACAGUGAGAAUACACGCGUGCCUUAUUAUCCAAAAAUAUUAAAUCAUUUCAAAUUCUUAUCUAAAAGUAUUAGAGCGAGACCUGAUUAUUUCCUAACGUCUGUCUAUUUGUUCCUUAUGAAAACAUAAUCGGUUUCCUUACAUCUUCAAACAGGAGGAACAGGUCCAUCCUCAGAUGCAGGUUGGGGGUGUAUGCUGAGAUGUGGACAAAUGAUGCUAGCACAAGCUUUAAUAUGCCAACAUCUAGGCAGAGGUAAGUUUAUUGUUCUUUUGUUUAUUGCCCAUUAUUAUCAUUUUUAUUUUUGUAAAUCUAUUUUUUAUUUAAGCGUUUGCUGUGUGGAAUAGAAGUACAGAAUGGGACUCUUUGGUACCAGGACCCAUAAAUCCAAGUUUGACAAGUAUUACUAAUAUAAUGAAAAGUCUCAAGUCUAUGACAUCUGGGCUCUCCUGGGGUAUGACAUCUGGGCUCUCCUGGCACAAACACUGCAGCAUGCUUUAAAGUGACACUAUAGUCACCAGAACGACUACAGCUUAUUGUAUUUGUUCUGGUGAGUAGAAUAAUUACCUUCAGGCUUUUUUGUAGUAAACACUGUUUGUUUGUUUUUCAGAGAAAAGGCAGUGUUUACAUUACAGCCUAGGGAUACAUCCACUGGGCACUCUUUAGAUGGCCACUAGAGGUGCUUCCUGGGGCCGUGCUGCACAGUGUGCAGUACUGUCAUUCGGUGUCACCACCCUCUGCAUGAAGACACUGAACUUUCCUCAUAGAGAUGCAUUUAUUCAAUGGAUCACUAUGAGGAGAUGCUGAUUGGCCAGGGCUGUGUUUGGCUUGUGCUGGCUCUGCCCCUGAUCUGCCUCCUUGACAAGCUCAGCCAAGCAUUGUGAUUGGCUCAGAUCAUAACUUCUUAUGAUGUCAGCCAAGCAGGCAGAUCGAGGCGGAGCCAGCAGCAGCAGACUGCAAUAAAAGUGAGAUUUUACUAUAUUUAGGGGACAAGGGAGCUAGAUGGUGUUUUAAACUAAAUACAUGUUUGUGUUCCUGACCCUAUAGUGUGCCUUUAACUUGAUUAGUAUUUGGGAAAAUGGCCCCACUUUUCAUGCAUUACAUCUUAUCAAAAGACACUCUGGAAGUGCCUGGUGUGAAGCACUCUCAGGUAAUUAUGGCAAUUUCAUUUAUGUGACAAUUAUUUUAUGUUUUAAUUUAUUUUUUCUUAGAUUGGCGAUGGGAGAAACACAAAAAACAGCCAGAAGCAUACCGGCGAAUUCUACAUUUUUUUCUUGAUCGAAAAGACUGCUGUUAUUCUAUUCAUCAGAUGGGUAAGAUGUAAUCAGUAGCAAGCUUGUUCUUGAUUUACUUUCCAGAGAAGCUUUCCUUCUGUAUAGAUGUUAUCAUGAAUGUAUACAAAGAGAAGAGAAAAAAAAAAAUCUACCUUUAUUCUCUAACACAAUUAUUUAUAUAGCGCCAACAUAUUCCACAGUGCAGUACAAUAGGUAAAUCAGGACACUUAAGGCUAACAAAGCAUAUUCGGCAUACAGGAACAGUAGCAGGUGAAGCGAAUCCUGCCUAAAUGAGCUUACAAUCUAAAAAGGGACGAAGUCACAGAGGGAAGUGAGGGAAUCAAAUUAUCUGUAUAUACCUGAAAGGAUAGGAGAAGGGAACAUACUAGAUGAAAGAUGGCAGGGGAAGGUUGCGAAAGAUGAGUUAAAUGGACAUUCCACUGCCCAAAUUAUAUAAAUAUACAAAUAUAUAUAUAUAUAUAUAUAUAUAUAUAUAUACACACACAAUACACAAGAUCCAGCGCACUCACCUAUCCACUAAACAGCAACUUCAAUGUUGAAAGAUUUUUUGUUUUUUUUUAAAACACCUAACCUAGGCAAAAAUAAUGGGGGUUUAGCUACAUUAUAUGAUCAUACAUUGCAUGUUGUGGCAGGCUUAUGCAAUGUAUGAUCAUAUAAUGUAGCUAAACCCCCAUUAUUUUUGCCUAGAUUAGGUGUUUUAAAAAAAAACAAAAAAUCUUUCAACAUUGAAGUUGCUGUUUAGUGGAUAGGUGAGUGCGCUGGAUCUUGUGUAUUGUGUGUGUGUGUGUGUGUGUGUGUGUGUGUGUGUGUGUGUAUAUGUGUAUGUGUGUGUAUAUAUAUAUAUAUAUAUAUAUAUAUAUAUAUAUAUAUAUGUAUGUAUAUGUAUAGGUGAACGCUUGGCACUCACCUCCAAAAAAAUAUAAAUUUUUAACUCACAUGCCUGGGUGAGUGCAUUUUGAUUUUUAUUUUUAUAUAUAUAUAUAUAUAUAUAUAUAUAUAUAUAUAUAUAUAUAUAUAUAUAUAUAUAUAUAUAUAUAUACUAUGUGUGUGUGUUUAAAAGAUAUACCCCAAUGAAAACAUGCAUGCAUUUAAUUAUGCAUUUUGUUAAUUCGGGUAUAUAUAAAAACAGUUUGCAAAAGUUGCUGAUCUCUUGUCUGCAACCUUUGCAAGCCCUCCCCUUCUUCCCCAACCCAGAAUUUCUGUGGCUGUCCAAUCACAAACUUACCAAUGCAGCUGAAAAAUAUUUGCAAGGCAGGUGCUCUGGGCCAUUGUCUGCCUCUUUGCAGCUAUGGAGAGCUUUGUUGGGAAGAAAAGGGCUACUAAACUGGUUCAUGGAUUGCAGGAUAAAACUUACCAGGAAAGGUUAAAGGAUCUUAACAUGUAUAGGUUGGAAGAAAGACGAGACGGGGGGAUAUAAUAGAAACAUUUAAAUACAUAAAGGGAAUCAACACGGUAAAGGAGGAGACCAUAUUUAAAAGAAGAAAAACUACCACAACAAGAGGACAUAGUCUUAAAUUAGAGGGACAAAGGUUUAAAAAUAAUAUCAGGAAGUAUUACUUUACUGAGAGGGUAGUGGAUGCAUGGAAUAGCCUUCCAGCUGAAGUGGUAGAGGUUAACACAGUAAAGGAGUUUAAGCAUGCGUGGGAUAAGCAUAAGGCUAUCCUAACUAUAAGAUAAGGCCAGGGACUAAUGAAAGUAUUUAGAAAAUUGGGCAGACUAGAUGGGCCGAAUGGUUCUUAUCUGCCAUCACAUUCUAUGUUUCUAUGAAGCACGAGAACUUUGAACAAAAACCUAAAUGAAACAGGGAAGCCAGACUGACAGAAGGAUAAGGUGUGAGAGUAGUAGGACAUUAUUAUUUUUAUUAUUAUUUAAAAAGCGCCAGCAAAUUCCAUAAGGUAGAUGAAUAUGGUAGAGAUGUUAAUUAUUGUAAAGUGCUGCGGAAUAAGCUGGCGCCAUAUAAAUACCAAUAAUAAUUAUGGACUACAGAGAAGCAGUCUGGGCACUUUCAGUCCUAUAAGCAGAGGGCUACAAUAAGCAAGGUGGGAAACAAUGAGAACAUCGACAAGCAUUUUGGUCGCAAUCUGAAUAAGAAAGAUGAGAAUGCGAGAAAUAUUUUUAAGGUGAAAGAGACAGGAUUUGAUGAUUGAUUUUGUCUAAAGGGCGAACGAAAGGUCAGAGUGAAAGAGCACACCAAGGUAAUUUGCCUGAGUUUUAAAUGUUAUGAUUGCUUUGUUGACCUGAAGGAAAACAGACACUGGUGUAGCUUUUAAGGGGGGUGUUUUGCGUUUUAGGAAUCAUAAAGUCAUCUAGUCAAUGCUUGUUUGAAGUACAAGGAGAAAAUGCCAGAAUGAGAAAGUUUGGACAGUUUCAGAUGGGAGAGAGUAUUUAGAGGGUAUCAUGUAGGGCAGGAGGAAAGGAAAAGUGCAGAAACCUCUUCAGAAAUAGGAGAGAAUAUGCUAGAUCUACAGGAGGAGGUUAGGCAAAGGGUCAGACAGUUGUGGGAGAAGUGAGGGAGGCAAUUACUUUUUAAAUAUUUUCAAUCUUUUCUGUGAAACAGGAUUCACAAUUCUAUGUGGUGUGCAUUAGUGAAUUAAAUGUUUUAAAGAGACAGUUAGGGUCAUAUGAGAAGAUGGAGCUGAGGGAGGUGAAGUAUGUUUAGUAAGAGAGAAAGUAGAGCUGUACUAACAAAACAUAAAUUUGUGUGCAGGAAGUUGGUCAUACUACAAAACUUCCGUGACUAAUAUUCUGCCGUGCUUGAGCAUAUUUAGAAUUAUUGGGUAGAUUUCCUAUGCCAGGGUUGGUGUUUAAUUUGAUGGGCGAGCCAAGCAGUAAUUAGACAUAGCAUAUCUAGGGUGCUUGAGAGGUCAGAGUUAUUUAAGGUAGUUGUCAUAGGAGGACAUGAAGUAGUUGAGAUUGGUAAAAGGAGAUUUUAGGUAUCAAUGGAAAGCUGCUGCAGUUCAAGGGAUUUCAUGCUUCUGCAGAGUCGAGGAGUGACACAUGAGGAUAAUUUGGUGGAGGGCAAGAUAAGAUUGCAGCUGAGGAGGUGGUGAGAGGAGGGGUGUGUUCGUGAAGUUAGUGAUAGAACAAAGGCUGGAGAAGAUAACGCCUAAAGUGUUCCUGGCUUGGUUGCUUGAUGGGUUGGAGAAUUAAACUACUGUGUAAAUCCCAUGGAAGUGGUCAUAUAGAUAAAUUUAGAGGCCCUGAAACUAGUAGAUGCAUCUAUAACAAUGUUAAAGUCUCCCAGUAUCAUGGUGCGAAUGUCAGAGGACAGGAAAUGACGGAGUCAGGCUGAGAAAUAUUCCAAGAAGGGGGCAGAGUGACAAGGAGGUUGGUAGAUAACUUUGAAAAAGGUGUAUAUUAUGGACCUCAAAUGAAGAGAAAGAGAGAGGAGGUAUAGAGAGAAUAAGUAGAAAAGUUCAACAAUGCGAAGAGAAGGAGACCCACACAGCGGCCCUUGCAGUCACUAGGUCUGGUAGUAUCUGAAAGUUUAAGGGCCACCAUAAGAUAGGGAUGCCAGGGUAGCACAGUCAAAGGUGGAGAGACAAAAUUACUAUCUGUAUCAGGGGAAGAGGUUCAACCAAAUAAAGACAAUUGGACUUUUUUUUUUUUUGAAUAGGAAAAUCAGGCCUGUAAUAUGAAAAUUCAGCAACUGAACUGCAGCUGAUGAAAAGUACAAAUAUUUAAAUUAUCAAAUCAACCUUUUAUUAAUUGCAAAACAGUCAUAUGUAGUUAAAAAUAGAUAACUGAACGGCAUUCGGCUAUUUUAUAAACUCAUCUGUCUUCAAUUUAAGUAAGACACUGAGUUUGAAUGGUGUAAAUAUUAUUUAUAUAUUUUAUACAGGAAGAGUAGACGGUUGUGUGCAGAAAUAUACCUCUCCUCAUUCAUAAUAUCUGGCAAUUAUUUCUCUUUUUGUAUUGACACACCAGCACAGAUGGGUGUAGGAGAAGGGAAGUCAAUAGGUGAAUGGUUUGGACCAAACACGGUGGCUCAAGUUUUAAAGUAAGUAAAACACCCAUUGUGAUAUUUUCUCCCGCUCAAACCAAGCUUGGGUUAUUUUCCAUGUCACAGUCCAGUGAAAGUUGCAUUUCUCAAUGUCUAUGUGGAUCCUGAUUGUUCUUCUUUCUCUUUUUUUUUUUCUUUUCUUCUUUUUUUAGAAAAAUGGGUAAUUCACUAAAGUAAGAAUUCAAACUAAAUUUCAAAUUUAAGGCUAAAAUUAAUUAAAAUGAGAGCAUAGCUGAUUUUUACAUUUCUCCCAGUUUGGCUAUUUUGGUUUUAAAUUUGACAGUCACUUUCAAUCAUCACAUUAAUGAAUAAGUCUGUUAGGUUAUUAACAACUGCAUAUUACUUGUAUUUUGUUCAUUUAAAAACACUGUUAUUUUGAAGUUAUUAUAUGCCGGGAAUUCAAAAUGACCUUUAAGAGGAAAAUGUUUUCUGACAUAACCGUCUCACUACGCUAUUUUAAUAAUCGUGUAUAAAUGAUGUGAUUUGCUUUAUUUACAGGAAACUUGCUUUAUUUGAUGAGUGGAAUUCAUUUGCAGUCUACGUUUCAAUGGAUAACACUGUGGUCAUUGAGGAUAUUAGUAAGUACUGGAAAUCAGUUUAAUUACUGCAGUUGCAAAAUAAGUAAUUAAGGUUGGUGUGUACUAAGGGAUAAGGAGAGAUAAAGAAUGUGCAUAAUCUGUUGUGUACACAAGGAUAAAUAAGAAACUGCACAGUGUUUUGCCACAAAACAUUUAAUAGAGUUUAAAGAGUACCUAUCUUGUCAGGUUUUAUUUUGAGCCCUAACAUUUCAUUAGGCAAAUAAUGAUCAGUGAUAUAACUCAAUGAUAUAACAUAAUGAGAUAUUAGGUUAGAACCUACCUCCUGUUCAGUGGAGAGCACACCACCACCAUGCUUCUGUUGUGGUAGUUACACUGUUAUAUUACCCACACCCACAUCUUCUUUGCUCUACCCUACACUAUUGGACCUUCUUGAAUGUAGUUGUUUAGGGGUAAUCACAUUAGAGAUGUUUGGGUUGUAAGCUAGGCAGAGGGUGGCUGUGAGCGACGGCUGGAAAGCUGCCUGUAGCAGGGUUCUCUUGCAUCCUUCUUGUCAAUUAAUUUUUUUGUCAGAGGUCUGUGCCAGGAAUUGAGGGACAUUACAAACAUUGAUACAUUCUGCAAGCACAGUGUGUGCAUAACAUUGUAUGCACUUUAAAAGGACACUUUAGGCACUAUAACAACUUCAUCUAAACUGUUAUAGUACCUGAUCAUCUAAAUUGUUAUAGUACCUGGAAAUCCCUUGGAAUCAUCCCUGCAUUCAUUGUUAAUUGAUUCCCGACAACCCAGUCCCUCUUAGCCAUAUCGAUUGGGAUUGGCUGAGAGCCAAUCACUGUCACCUGAACGAAGAAACAGUGCCAGGGGUUUCCAGACACCAUAAACACUUUAUUUAAAAGGAGUAUAUGUUGUGUAUAUCAUAACAAUACAGUCUAAUAAUGUUGUACCAAUUCAGACACACACUUAAAAAAAUAGGUCUUAAGUUAAGUGACCAACACAUAUUCAGUUUUAUAUUUUCAUAUAUCUUUGAUCAUUGACUGUCUUGGCUGGAAAACGUGUGCAAACCUUUGAUUCAAUUUGUUUUAUCAUUUCAUUUACCAGCAGUGUUUUCAUCCAGAGGUUUCCUGCAUCUAUUCUCCAAUUACACACACACUAAUAUGUUCAGUAAAGAUAUAGACUUUCUAUUUGUAUUGUUUUAUUAAUGGGUCUAAAAAGUAGCCCAGGUUACAUUCUUGAUCAUAUUGGAGCAGAAACAGAAUUAUCAAAAGUUUACACUGAUUUUUUGUUAUAACUGUGAGAAAUGGCAUAAUAUGCAAUCAGGAGUGAAACAGAAUGUAAGAAUACAGUGAGCUUUAUAGUGUACAUUGUAAUAAACAGUUUGUUUGUUUUUCAGAGAAAAUGUGCAGUUACCAUCCUCAAACCUGUAGCAUGUCACAGUGCAGCUCUUAUACUCACCAAAGUGCUUGGAGCAGAAGUGGAGACACAUCAACACAGUCCUCAGGGUGGAGGCCCCUCCUGCUCAUUGUACCUCUGCGACUUGGGAUAAACCACAUCAAUCCCGUUUAUGUUGAAGCUUUUAAAGUAAGUAAACUUCUAGUGUGUUAAUUCAACUUGAUAUGUUUGAGUUAUUAAUCACGUAUAGACGGCCGGUGAUGGAGUUACACCCUUAACAGCAAAUGGGUUAAAUUCAGAAUGUGCAGGGUUUCAUUACAAAAUGCUGCACAUACAGGCUCCAGGCACCAUGACCACUUCAAAUUCAGUGGUUAUGGUGCUUGGAUUAACCCUUUAAUAAAUGUUCAUUUUGUUACAUUUAACUUCAAUUUUAAAUAGGAAUGUUGGUUCACGUUCAUGCAGUACGCGUGAAUGAGAAUAUAGGGGUCUUUUACAUAGAGAUAAUUAAGUUUUGUCUUACAAUACCUAUAACUAUGCUUGAAGCAAGAAUGCGGACAUUACUCUGUAAAAUGUUAAUGGACUUAAAACAAACCGAUUUGGCAAAUGGUACUUUAACCUACAAAUGAUAACACACGCAUUUUUCUCUCUUGUUUGUCUAGGAGUGUUUUAAAAUGUCACAAUCAUUAGGAGCUUUAGGAGGAAAGCCAAAUAAUGCUUAUUACUUCAUAGGCUUUUCAGGUAAGUCAUUCAAAAUAUCAACCAUUUGAACAAGAGACCAGACAUUGUGCAAUCAGUGAACUCUCACAUAUACCGUAGUGAUGCCUCGCUUAGCUAUUCAGAGGCUCGUGGUCUACAUUUGGUGUGAUACUCAUCCUGCUAUUGUUUCAGUUGAGGUGGUUAAUUUGUUUUGUUACCUUGUGCAGGAGACGAACUAAUCUACCUGGAUCCUCAUACCACACAGACAUUUGUGGACACAGAAGAAGCUGGCACAGUGCAAGACCAGACCUAUCACUGCCAAAAAAACCCUAACAGGAUGAAAAUCUUGAAUUUAGACCCUUCAGUUGCACUAGUAUGUUUGUAAUCCAGUUGUACAUCCCUUAACUUGUAAUAUACUGUGUAAUGAAUUAAAGACCCCCAGAUUACCAUUUUACCCUGUUACCAUUUUGUCAGUCAAUAAUUCAGAGCUUGAAAAAGGCCAAUACGUAUCACACAGAUGAAUAGAGUAAAAUACAUCUUUACACUCCUGUUGAUGGUUGUUAUGAGAGACAUUUGGUCUACCUUUAAAACGGUCUUGAAUGGCUACUGAGGAAGCAUAAGUCUAGAUGCACUUGACUGCAUGUACCUGUGCCUGCUACCCAAUGAUCAUUUUGCCAAGUGUGCUUCAUCAUGAGUGAAUUUUAUUUUAUUUUGUUCGUUGUUUUACCGUGUGUGUGUGUGUUAAUUGUAGAACUGCCACUCAUACUUAUUAACUUUGGAUUUUGCAAAUCACUCUAUUGACUUAAUUAGCCAACAAUACAUUAAGAUGUUCUGUGUAUGACAGAACUUCUCGUGGAAGUGUUUGUACACAAGAAACGGUGUAAAUAAGUGUAUUGGUGUAAAAAAUUGUAAGCUGUGUAAAACAAUACUAAGUCUGAUAGGGAGGAUCCUGUUUUAACCACAUUAUCACUAAACUCCCUCCACCAGUAUUUUUUAUGGGUUCAACUCAUACUGCAUGUGUCUCCCCGUUAGGCAGCUUUAAAUGAUAAUCAAGAUGGUAUUAAUACAUAAUGGAGUAAAACCAGUAACUGGAGUACCUGCACUUUUCUAAUCAUAUGAUUGGCUUUCUUCUUUAGGGAUUCUUUUGUAAAGAAGAAAAGGAUUUUGAUGACUGGUGCAGGGUUGUAGAAAAGGUAAAAAAUAAUGUAUUACUACUGAAUACAAAAAUGUCUGCAUAUUAUAUUUUGUGCAGUUGUGAGAACUUCAGGGAGUACCUUCCAUUUCUUUUAAAAUCAUUUUAUAUGUCUAUAUUUUUACUAAUCUGAUCUACCUUUUCUAUUUCUCAGAAAUAUCAAUCUGUCUGUCAGUCCAUGUUAAAGGAGCACUAUAGGGUCAGGAACACAAACAUGUACUCCUGACCCUAUAGUGUUAAAACCACUAUCUAGUCCCCUUUGCCUCCCUAAAGAUAGUAACAUCUUAUACUAUUGUAUUCAAGUCUGAAGCUGCUGCCUGUGAACUUCCUCUGACAUCAUCAGAAGCUUCCCCUGAGACUGACAAAGAGGCAGAUCAGGAGCAGAGCCAGCACAAUUCAAACAUAGUCCUGACCAAUCAGCAUCUCCUCAUAGAGAUGAAUUGAAUCAAUUAAUCUCUGAGGAAAGUUCAGUGUCUGCAUGCAGAGGGAGGAGACACUGAAUGUUUGGAUGCAUUUUAGGCAGCCAUGACCCAGGAAGGAUCUCUAACAGCCAUCUAAGGACUGGCCAGUGAAAAGACAGUGUUUACAGAAAAAAGCCUGAAGGUAAUGAUUCUACUCACCAGAACAAAUUCAAUAAGCUGACUAUAGUGUCCCUUUUAAGUGUGUUCCAGCAACACAUUAAAACAGUUGCACAUAGACAGUGCAUCUGUGACCAAUCCUCUUUCAUCUUACCUUUAUUCCAGUCUGCCGGUGCUGGCUUUGCCCCUGAUCUGCCUGCUUGGCUGACAUCAUCAGAAGUGAUGAGCUGAGCCAAUCACAAUGCUUUCCCAUAGGAAAGCAUUGGAUUGGCUGAAAUUGCCACGAAGGCAGAUCAAGAGCAGAGCCAGCACAAGCCAAACACAGCCCUGGCCAAUUAGCAUUUCCUUCUAGAAAUGCAUUAAAUCAGUGCAUCUCUAUGAGGAAAGUUCAGUGGAGACACUGAAUGGCAGGGCUGCACACUGUGCAGCACUGCCCAAGGAAGCACCUUUAGUAACCAUCUGAGGAGUGGCCAGUGGAAGUGUCCCUUGGCUGUAAUGUAAACACUACCUUUUCUCUAAAAAGAAAGUGUUCACUGCAAAAAGUCUGAAGAGAAUGAUUAUAUUCACCAGAACAAAUACAAUAAGCUGUAGUUGUUCUAAUGACUAUCUAACAUUAGGUGAGAUCUAACAUUCAGAAUAUCUCAGGUGAGCAAUUGUGAGAGGAGAUAUGUCUCUCACUUCCUAGCCCAAUGCCCAUCAUAUGACUAACAGAAGAGGGAUAAGAUUAACGGCGACAGUCCUCCCAUCACUAUCAUUAAACCUUUGUGAUUAGGAAAAACAAAUUCACUUGUUUGCUUCACUGAAUUAUGGGAAAACAAUAUCUGACCAUUGAAAUAACAGACUAAUAUAUGUCAUGCUUCUUUAAUUAAAUAAUUCAGUUUUUGUUUUAAUUGACUGUGCAUGAAAGAGACCACUAUCUUUGCGCUCACUUAUAUUAAUGUUAUAUGUGUGAUCUCUAUUAUCAGGAAAUUUUAAAGAAGCAAAGUUUACGGAUGUUUGAAUUGGCACCAAAGCACCCACCACACUGGCCUCCUUUUAUACCACCAACAAAACCAGACGUUUCCACCACAGGUGCAGGUAUGUAUAAAUAAUAUAAUAAAUAUCAGAAUUGUGCACCAAAUGUCCUCCACGUGAUAACUGGGGUUAGGAUCGGCUCCCUGCACUAAUGGUCAGGAGUCUCCCCGUUUACAGCAUGUAAAUUAUCUUGUAUAAUUUGUUGCAAACAAGUGCUUGCUAAUUGAUUAGCCCUUCUGAUUAGCUUCACUGUGUUUAAUAUAAAUAGUGCUAAGAGAGCAGAUCCAAAUUUUUGUGUUUCUUUACUUAAAUUCUUCAAAAACUGGAGUUCUAUCCCAAGUGUGAAUUUCACACAUCCGUUGCCCCUUCGGUGGGUCCCCGCUCAGAUCAGAUUACUACAAACUAGUACCAUCCUACCUACGACAUUGUCUGACUACUCACUGAUCUCUGUACAGGUCUAGUCCCCACUGUUAAAUCUGAUCACCAAUAGAAAUUGAAUGAACAAAUUCUUAGUGAUCUAGAAACUAUGAAAGUGGCUCACGUGGCCCUAAGAUAAUACUUAGAGGAGAAUGACACACCUGAUACUGAUCCACUAACACUGUGGGAGGUAUACAAAUGUGUCCUAUGAUGUCACUUCAUUUAAGUUUGCACACAUGGUAAGAAAUGUUUACGACAACAGACGACUGAGUUGCCCUUAGAGGUAGCCACACUCAAACGCUCACAUAAGGAAAAACAGUCGGAAGACACAUACAAGGACCGUCUGGUGGCGCACUGGGCCCUCCGGCAGUUACUGUCCCAGAAACGAAUCCAUACGGCGCGUAGAUCACAUGGAUAUUUCUACAAACACUCCAAAAACUGUGGUCGCCUCUUAGCAAGGAUGCUCCAAAACAAGAGGCGUAUGUGCCAUAUAGUGAAGGUCAAAACCAAAAGUGACUCUGUCACACGACUGCCAGACAAAAUUGUAUGCAAAUUUAACUUAUUGUACUCGGAUCUCUAUAAUUUGCAAACAAACACUGGAUCGGCAGGCAUUCCGUCCCAUUUGCAGCUUAUCAAGGACUACCUGGCACAGCAUACGGCAAAAUCGAUGUCCCUGGAAACAGCAGAUGAACUGGAGGAGCCAAUAACGUUAGAAGAACUCCAAGUGGCUCUCAAAAUCUCUAAACUGAACAAAGCCCUGGGCUCUCCUUUAUACAGACAUACUAUCACUCAACAUACCUAAUGUGCACAGUUGAUUGGCAUCCAGUGGACUCUCAGAAAAAAGGGCAUUGUGGAAUAUGUUGGAGUUAUAGAAAUACUUCUAGUAAUAAUAAUACUUUUCUCCAAUUGUAUGUUCUUGUGACCCUGGAAGGUUCUCAGCUUGUUGUAAUUCUGAUGCCAACUCUACAAGUCCUUUUGAGAUCAGUGUUCAUAAAAUCUAGGAUAUACUCCAGGCUGUAUUUUAAAACUUAAGCAAAUGAUCACAAUCUUUUAGAAAAACAUUCCAAAUGAUUUAUCUACAUAAGUGAUCAUCAAAGUCUAUCGUAAAGUUUGUAGCUAUAUAAAGGAUUUUCUAAUAAAUUGUGAUCAUUUGAAAAGUGUAUCAAAAAUAAUGAAAGGCAUGUAUUUGAUAUUCUUUAUUUGUGGUAGCAUUGUUUUACAUGUUUUCUAAAAAAAAAAAAAAAAACAAGCACAUAAAAAGGAAAGAUUUUUAAAGGUGUUUUCUCAGAAAAUGACCUUGUAAAUGUCUGAAGAGGCCUUUGGAAAGUACCUGAUGUACACCGCUAUCUAGUGUAAAUAAUAAUAUUCACUGGUUUAAUGAUAAGCAAUAAUUGUAAGUACAUGUUUUUUGUAAAUCGUUAAUCUGUAGAGAGGAGAGCAGAUGUGCAGAGGGAGAUCUUCAUAGUGAGGUAUAGUUUCUUCAAUUAAAACCAUCCAGGCCUAUAGCACCUUAGCUUACUGAAAAGCUUUAUGUGUGAAAAGUGUGUUCUCUUUAUUUCAUUUUGCAAAAAGUGCAGAUUUCAAUAGAAAUUGACACUUUUUUUAAAAAUUAUACUGGUUACACCCCAUUGGCAUUCAAACUAACAACAUCUCCUGUUACUUCCUCGUUUCGUUAGCUCAGUGGAGCUAAACUCCAGAGAACCUACCUUGCAAAAACUUCUUAUUAGGAAGUCUGUGAUUGGACAGCCAAAGAAAGUCUUGGCGAGAAGGAUUGCAGGUUUUGCAAGCUGUUUUUAGAUAUACCUCAUUGACAAAAAAAAUACACAAUUAAAUGCAUGCUAGUUUUCAUUUGGUGUGUAUCAACUAAACAUUGCUUUUAUUUUUUUAUUUUAUUUUUAUUUGGGUAAUGGAGUGUCCCUUUAAAAUAAUCCAAUGGUACUCACAAUUUUUUUUUAUUUUUUUUUAUUUUUAAACAGCCCAUGCACACCAUGAAAAUUAAUUUAACCCUCACAUUGCUGUGUUGAAUGUAAGGAAUUCUGCACAUGUGCUUGUACUGUAUUUUUCUGCAGAUGCACAAGUGGGGUGGUGAUACCCUUGAUAUUACUCAAUGGUAAUUUUGACAUUAAGCCUAAACGAAGCAUAUCGCUAGAAUUUGAGCUUUUCCUGACUGUUGAUUAGCACAUUAGGUGGUGACUAGUGAUGAUUAUACAAUAUAGCUGUAGGUUAAGGAUAUGUAAAGUGUUUACACUACGCUCGUUGUUGUAACAAACAUAUUUUGCAUAUUUUUUUUCACAGAACUAAUUGAAUCUACUGAUAAACUGUUUGAUAUGGAAGAAGAGUUUGAGAUCCUGACUGUGUGAAUGGUCUCUUAUUUUGUGCUGUGAUGUGGGACAAUACCUAAGCAAGCUUUGAUAACCAGAAAGUGCCUCAAACACAAAAGGAACAGCGCACUAAAACAGAAUAACAGAAUAAAGUGGGCUUUGGACCGGAUUUCCAGGAAUGGGUUGUAAAUACCAUAGUUGAGACUUAACUUCCUAUUUAGUGUGUGUUCCUUUCUCUUUAAAGACCACACACAGUACAAAAUGUUUACAGUUAAACUCCUCGCAUCCUGGUAAGGUUAACCAAGAUCGUUCUGAAGAAAUGUGUAUUACAUAAAUUAAGGAAUGAAGACUACAGGUCAAUGCGCUCAGCAAACAGGGGACUAUUCAUGCAGUACAUAGUAGCAGAAAAAGUAACUGUUUUCUUAUUGCAAUACUUUAAAACAAACAUAUAUAUUAAUUUAUUUUCUUUGUAAUACUUUUACUGCUGGGAAUAUUAGACAUACUUUCACUCUAUCAAAUAUAUGACUACAGUAUGCAAUUUUGAGCAGUAGGCCACUAUAUAAAAAAAAUCUAAUUAAAUCCAUUAAUUUGAGCAGUAAUUGUUUGAAAACACACAAUGUGACUUGGAAGUAAAUACAGGCAUUACAGUGCAAGGUAACACAAAUGAUGAUACGAGGACCGAAUUUGAUGAGGAUCUUGUCACAUGUAAGUAUAGUUUAAAAAAAUUUAUAAAAAAAAA
Molecule: messenger RNA, 27812 nt
Organism: Pelobates cultripes (western spadefoot toad)
Lineage: Eukaryota; Metazoa; Chordata; Amphibia; Anura; Pelobatidae
Source: the annotation of a GenBank genome assembly